This is a messenger RNA of Adineta ricciae, 5114 nucleotides long. NCBI's taxonomy places the organism in Eukaryota, Metazoa, Rotifera, Eurotatoria, Adinetida, Adinetidae. The record is from the annotation of a GenBank genome assembly.
UUUACUACUCUCGCGAACUCCAAAGGUGGCCUGUCAACUACAAGUAUGAUGAGAUGAAUUAUUGCAUCAUACGAAAGAGCUCAGCGAGUAAUCGAUGAUAACAAAACUUAGAAAACGUUUUCUUUUACACUCACUCAAUCAUCCGAACCUAAAGAGAAAAUAGUUAGACGAUGAAAUAUCAAGGACAAUUAUGUUCGUUCAAUCACACCCACUGAGUAAUGAUAGAAAUCAGUUUACCCCAAUUAUCGAUGCUUAUCCGAAAGAAAUAUAAGAAGGAUGUGGCAAAUGAAGAGUUCGUGUUGUUGAAGCUGUCUAAAGAGCAAAUUGUGUUCUGCUCGAUUAUCAUAAUGGUUUAUUCGCUUUCAUUUCUUUUCUUCUCUCGAUGUACACAUUGAUUUUGUUUGUAUGACCUCGCUUAAUUCAUUGUCACCUACAUUCUACCAAAUCAAGGCAUAAAUGAAGCAAAUACUAAUAAAUAUAUCGAAAGUAUAUAUCUGUACAAAUAGACCGUUAAAUUAGUUCUCAUGUAUCUUCUCGUUGAAGUUCUCCGAUUAGGAUAUUACACAAUUUUGCUUUUGUUUCUUUAAAUAUUCAUCUAUUUGCAUAAUUGACGUAUGCGGGAGAUAGCGAGAAGAGUAUGAACGUGUCGAUGUGAUGAUUUCUCAGUAAUCAUCAAUAAAAUAUUAUAUUGGAUAAAUUAUCUCUAAUAAAGAGCAGAAGAGAGAAAUGAUUGCCACAUGUUACACAAGAUGUGUAAUAAAGAGACUUGAGAUAAAGUUCAGUUUUCUCAAGAGAACAUUUAAGUUAUUUGAUUGCGAAGAAAAAAGGUUGUCAUGAUUGAUUGAUUGAUUUGUCUUUUUUUUAGAGAGUUACAAUUCAAUAAUUUAUCAAUCAUCCGUAAAGAUGAUCUCAAAUCGCUUCGACAACUACGCAUUCUAAAUCUUCAAGACAAUCAACUCCAUACGAUCGACAGCGAUGCAUUUCGAGAUCUGAUAUCCUUAGAAAAGCUACGUCUUAACGGCAAUAAAUUAAAUCACCUUACUGAUGGCACGUUUGCCUCCCUUAAGCAACUCCAGCGAUUGGAUCUUAGUUCUAAUCGACUACGAGCGAUUAAAAAAGAAACAUUACAAGGUCUUCAAGAAAUUGAUAAUCUACAAUUGGAUCACAAUGAGAUCAGUUGUAUCGAAGCAGAAGCUAUCAAUGGAUUCAAUCGUUUGGAGAUUGUUACAUUAAAUUUCAACAAUUUAACAACUCUACCUAUUUUACCGCUUGCACGACUUAUCGAUUUAAGGGUUUUACGACUUCAUGAUAAUCAAUUUGUGUGUGAUUGUCGUCUUCUCUGGCUUGCUAAAUAUCUCAAAUUACAUCCGUUUCUUGGCCUCAAUGCUCGAUGUCAAGACUCGAAUACUCUCACUUCUAGAGACAUAACAUCGCUAAUCGAUGACGAAAAGCAAUGCAAUAGCAUGGAUAUCGAUGAUAUCGAUUAUACAUGCAAUGUACCUGUAUGCCCAUAUCCGUGUACAUGUUUUAAUGGUGUUGUUGAUUGUAAAGAUAAAGAUCUUACUGAAAUCCCGAGAAAUAUACCAGAUACAACCAUCGAAUUACGUUUGGAAAAGAAUCAAAUCACGGAAGUUCCACCGAAGAUGUUCUCUCAUUUAAAGAAACUUCGACGUUUAGAUAUAAGUAAUAAUUUAAUUGCAACGAUCUAUCCAGAUUCAUUUGCCGGUCUCAAAUCCCUUAAUUCACUUAUUCUCUAUCGAAAUAAUCUCAAAAUGUUACCAUCUGAAGUGUUCAGUGAAUUGAACUCUUUACAGCUUUUAUUACUUAAUGCAAACAAAAUAGUAUGUGUACGCGGAGAUACAUUUCGUGGACUGGAAAAACUCAGUUUACUGUCAUUAUAUGAUAAUCAAUUGAAAACACUUUCGAACGAAACAUUUUUACCUUUAAAAAGUAUUCAAACAUUACAUUUGGCUCGUAAUCCAUUUAUAUGCGAUUGUCAUCUUCGUUGGUUAAAUGCUUAUUUACGCGAGAAACAAAUCGAAACAAGCGGUGUUCGAUGUGCCGGACCACGACGUAUGGCAAAACGAAAAUUCGGUGUCUUAAACGAUCGAAGAUUUCGUUGUCGAAAUCGAAUGGAAUUCGAGCAAACCGCAUAUAGCGCUCAAUGCGGUGUUCAGUGUCCUAAAGGUUGUACAUGUGAUGGAACAGCUGUUAGCUGUCGUGGACUACAAUUACAAGAGAUACCAAGCGAUAUACCACCAUUCACUACAGCACUCCAUCUACAAGAUAAUUUAAUCAAACGAGUCCCACGUGAUGGCAGUUUUCGGCGGUUACGAAGUCUCCGUACACUCGAUUUACGUAACAAUCGUUUGGAAGAAAUCGAUGAUGAUGCUUUCGAUGGAGCUGAAUCACUCAAUGAAUUAUAUUUAAGCGACAAUAACUUAAAUUCAAUAACAUCGAAUACUUUCAACGGUUUGAAAAAUAUUCAGACAUUGAUGCUACGUACGAAUAAGUUAACGUAUAUUAAAAAUGAUACAUUUGUGGAUUUGGAGACAUUGAAAACAUUGUCAUUGCAUGAUAAUCGUAUUAAAUGCAUUGCACCUGGAUCAUUCGAUCGGUUACGAUCGCUGUCAGCAUUGGAUCUUCUAUCCAAUCCAUUCGUAUGCAAUUGUCAUAUGAAAUGGUUGAAAGGCUGGUUAAAACAAAGUAAUAUCGUUACGGAUUAUCCAAAAUGUAUGUCACCAACCAAACUACGGAAUAUUGCAAUUGUCAAUCUAACGGACGAUGAGUUCGUUUGCAGUUCUACUGAAGUCGACGCAUGCGAUGUAUCUUAUCCAAGUUCUUGUCCACAGAACUGCUCGUGCUACAAUCGUGUUGUCCGUUGUUCACAUGCUCAAUUAACAUCGAUACCAUAUGAACAGAUGCCCAUCGAUACUGAAGAAUUGUACUUAGAUGCCAAUGAUAUUAAAGAAAUUCCAUUGGAAUUGACUAAUCGAUUGAUUUAUUUGAUCAGAAUUGAUCUGAGUUACAACAAAUUACGUGUCAUAUCAGCCAAUAUAUUUGCAAAUUUGACACGAUUGGAAACAUUGAUUCUUUCGUACAAUAAAAUUCGUUGUCUAGAAUCUUCGUCGUUCAAAGGAUUGAAAAACCUACGCAUUUUGUCAUUACAUGGAAAUGAGAUUUCAACAAUCCCAGAAGGUUCAUUCAAUGAUCUGACAUCGUUAUCACAUGUUGCACUGGGUGGAAAUCCUCUCUAUUGUGAUUGCCAUCUCGGAUGGUUAUCAUCCUGGAUAAAAACUGAUUACGUCGAACCAGGCAUUGCUCGAUGCACUGGACCACCUCCGAUGGCGAAUAAACUUCUUCUUACGUCUCCGAUAUUUUUCUUUCAAUGUCACAAUGAAAGUGAAUCUCGACUUCAUCGAGGAAAAUGCGAUCCUUGUUUAGCGGAGGAGAAUCGUUGUUUGAAUAAUGGAUCAUGUCGUGCAUUAUCAACCGAAAAGUUCGUAUGUGAUUGUUUACCAGCAUUUCAUGGCGAUCGAUGUGAGAAAGUCAUCGACGCUUGUUUUGAUAAUCCAUGCAAGUCGGAUGGACGAUGUCAAGCACUGCCCGAUGGUCGAUUCAAAUGCCAUUGUCCCGUUGGUUUUACUGGAUAUCGGUGUGAGAUCAAUAUAGAUGAUUGCAUAUCCCAUCGAUGUCAAAAUAAUGCAACAUGUAUUGACAGAAUCAAUGAUUAUUCAUGUGAUUGUGCAGCAUUGUUUACUGGAAAAUAUUGCGAGAUACGAUUAAAUUGGUGCGAAAGAGAUUUAAAUCCAUGUCGAAAUAAUGGGCGAUGCCUACGAACGAGUCAUGGUUAUAGAUGCGAUUGUUUAUCAGGUUGGGGUGGUAUGAAUUGCACGGAUAAUUUGAAUGACUGUUCAAACCAUGCAUGUCAAUUUGGUGUGUGCGUUGACGGUGUCAAUGGUUACACUUGCAGAUGUGACGUCGGAUUUAGUGGUAAACAUUGUGAGAUAGCGCCCCAAUCCAAGUCAUUAUUUCUAAACAAUAUCAAUCAAACGAAAGCAACACGAUGUACAGCGGAUGUUUGUUCAAAUAAUGGCGUUUGCUAUGAAGAAUCAGUGAACAAUCUUCGAUGUCGUUGCUAUCCAGGUUUUAUCGGCGAUCGGUGUGUUAUGCUGAAAAGUGUUCAUUCGAUCACCAAUGAUUCAUAUAUGAAAUUACCUAAACCGAAUGUUUAUCCACGUUCGAAUAUUACUAUUGUAUUUAGCACAACACAUAGUAGCGGAGUUCUCGUUUACUUCGGACAUUUGGGACAUAUGGUUGCAGAGAUUUUCAUGGGAAGAAUACGUGUUAGUUACGAUGUCGGCAAUUCACCAGGUUCGGUUAUGUUUAGCUAUGAUACAGUCAAUGAUGGUAAAAUCCAUGAACUACAAUUGAUUAGUGUAGGACAAAAUUUUAGUUUAACUGUCGAUCGAGGUUACACACGACACAUUAAUAAUCGUGGUCAACGUGCCUAUCUAAAUACAAGCGAAAUCCGUGCUUUGUACAUCGCCGGUAUACCAAAUGAUAUGACCGCGCGAGCUCUACAAUUAUGGCAUAUUCGAGAGGCGACAUCAUUUCAAGGCUGCAUUCAUGCACUUUACGUCAAUGAUGAUCCCGUCAAUUUUGCGAACGUUGAUUAUCGUCAUAAGAUUUUGCCUGGCUGUGAAAAUAAUGACCACGAUCAAUCAACAUGUACAACAGCCACAUGUCUACAUGGUCAAUGCCGUUUAGAAAAUUUCAAUUAUAAAUGUGUUUGUCAUAACGGAUAUACAGGUCCCACAUGCAAUCAACCAAUAUCAACGUCAAUGUCAUUAAGAUUCGCACAUUCAUGUGGCUUAAGUAUUGAAACAGGAUAUUUUAUUGAUCCAUUAACCAAAUGUACAAGUAAUCGACGUUUGCGCAUGUCCAAAUGUACAGGUAUAUGUUCAUCAUCAGCAAAUGGUACACAAUCUACAUGUUGUAAACCAGUUGAACCUAAACGUCGAUUCUUUCGAAUGACAUGUGCGAAUGGUUUCACCUAUCGACAGUCAUUGGAUUUCUUCAAACAAUGUACUUGUUCGAGUACAGCGUGUUGA